GUUUUUGGCUUUGGGGAACUGUGAACUGAAAACCGAGGGAGUUGGCGACGGUGGAGAUGGAGGAGGCAAAGAGGACGAGAGAGCUAGAGAGCAGAGUAGUUGAGAAGGUCGGCGAAGUGAUAAGGGAAAUAGAAAGAGCAAAGCAGGCGGACCAAGUGAUUUGCACUCUUCACUCUUUAGCUGUUCUUCUCUUCCCUAUCGAUUCCUCUCUUCUCUCCGGGAGCAUUGACGAGCGUUUCAAGGACCAGAUUGUUAGUGCCAAGGUUCAUGCCGCAAAUGAGAGGGAUGAUUGGUGGAAGGCUUUUUAUCAGGGAGCUGCAUUUCCGACAUUGGCUAGGGUUUUGUUACUUGAUAUUGCUUCCAGUUGGCUCACUUGUUUCCCACUUUCGGCAAAGAAACAUGUCUACGAUGUUUUCUUUGUCAAUGGACUAUCAACUGAAGUUGUUCAGGUUUUGGUUCCUUGUCUACGGCAGAGCUGCAGUGAUGUACACGAUGUUAAUACUAUUCAGUCAAAUGUAGAAAGAUUGCUUGUACUUUGCCUUCUUGACAAUGCCGGGGUGCUUAAAAUGGCUAAAGAAUUUUCCAUUUCCUCCCAAUCGAAAGAUAUUAUAAAUGAAAGGCUCAAGUCAGCUGUGUCUAGGGUAGCACAGAUUGUAACAUCUAUUCCUGAUAAAGCACGAUUGAGAGCCCUGCCUUUGCUUUCAUCACAUUUGUUUUUCAAGCAGAUCACUAUUCAACUUCUCAGUGGUUUGGUAGAAAGACUAGCGAUCUCUAAUAGAAGUGACAUGGAUGUUAACUGUUUAUUUAUUGGAGAAAUAUUUUCCCGCAUCUGUCGACGUGGAUCUUCAGAUGUGCUGUUAAUUGAAGUAACUCCCCAGAUUCUUAGACAUGUUCGAAGUUGCUUAUCUUCAAAUAGUGAUAUAGUUGACACAGACGUAUUUGAGUCAAACCCUGAAUCCCAAUUUUGGUUAAAGAUAAUGGAAGCAAUUACAGACCCCUACACUGUUGAAAGAAUUUCUGAACAGCUUUUGCAUCAGCUUGCAACUGAGCAUGCAAGUGAUAUUGAAGCUUACUGGGUUCUUUGGAUAUUGUUUCAUCAGUUACUCCAACGUCAGUCAUCAGUCAGGUCGAUGUUUGUUGACAAAUUUUUACUAUGGAAAGUGUUUCCUGUUUGUUGCCUGCAGUGGAUCUUGCAAUUUGCUGUUCUUGGAUGUCCACCUGUUACCAAUUCACAGACAAAAGGUCAUGAAACCAAUGGUCUUUUUGACACAGUGCAACGCCUCGCUGCAGUAUGGUCAAAAAGGGACUUUGUACAAUCAGCCCCAGUGGAGCAGCAAGCUUAUAUAACUGCAGCUGUAGGCCUUUGCCUGGAGAAGAUGUCCAAAGAGGAACUAGAUAAGACAAAGGAUGUGAUGCAAUCAAUUCUUCAAGGAGUCAGCUGCAGGCUGGAUAGUCCUGCAGAUCUAGUGCGGAAAAUGGCUAGCACUAUCGCUUUAGUAUUCUCUAAAGUAAUCGACCCAAAAAAUCCUCUAUAUCUUGAUGACAGCUGCAAUGGAGAGAGCAUUGACUGGGAGUUUGGAUUAACCACGACUGAGAAAGGGCCCUUAUCGAUCUCAAAUGCAGAAAAGCAAAUUGAUGAAACAGGGACAUCAACCACCCCAAUGUUAACCAAAGACUUCACUCACACAGCUGAUGGUUUAAAAGGAAGUAAUGUGAAGAGUAAAAGCAAGAAAUCCUCUGAAUUCAGUUUGGUUGAUCCAGAUGAGAUUAUAGAUCCAGCUACACUAAAUUAUAAAUCGGUCUCCGAUGAAAACGAUGAUGAGGAUGCAAGUGAGAAUUCUGAUUCAAGUGACUCCUCUUUGCAGCCAUAUGACUUGACCGAUGAUGAUACAGAUUUAAAACGAAAAAUGUCACAACUUGUUGAUGUAGUUGGAGCCUUAAGGAAAUCUGAUGAUGCUGAUGGGGUGGAGAGGGCUCUUGAUGUUGCUGAAAGUCUUAUACGAGCAUCACCUGAUGAACUUACACAUGUAGCAGGUGAUCUUGUUCGAACUCUUGUACAUGUUCGUUGCUCUGAUACAGCAGUAGAAGGUGAGGAAGAAACGGCGGAAGAGAAGCGGCAAAGAGCUCUGAUAGCAUUGAUUGUCACACGUCCAUUUGAAUCUCUUGAUACUCUAAACAAACUAUUAUAUUCACCUAAUGUAGAUGUUAGUCAACGCAUAAUGAUACUUGAUGUCAUGACACAGGCAGCUGAGGAGCUUGCCAAUUCUAAAACUAUGAAACCUAAACAUCAGACAGGGCCCCUCAUAUCAACCAUUUCAGAACCUCAACCCUGGUUCUUGCCUAGCAAUGUGGGGCCUCCUGGAGCUGGGUCCUGGAGAGAGAUCUCAGAUACAGGAACCCUUCUGAACUGGUCAAACCGAUAUGAGAGAGAACUUCCACUAAACCCUGGUCAGGUCAAGAGAGGAAAGACACGCCGGUGGAGCCUAAGAUCGGGAAAUAUACGAGAAGGCCAAAUUGAGUGGUCUCAGAAUAAGUUUCCUCUAUAUGCGGCAGCAUUUAUGCUUCCGGCUAUGCAGGGGUUUGAUAAAAAAAGACGUGGUGUUGACUUGCUCGGUAGUGACUUUCUUGUCCUUGGAAAACUCAUCUACAUGCUCGGUGUUGGUAUGAAAUGUGCAUCCAUGCAUCCAGAGGCAUCUGCAUUGGCUCCCCCUCUUCUUGAUAUGUUAAGAUCAAGGGAGGUAUGCCAUCACAAAGAAGCAUAUGUCAGAAGAGCUGUACUUUUUGCAGCUUCAUGUGUGCUGGUGGCUCUUCAUCCCUCUUAUAUAGCAUCUUCCUUGGUUGAGGGAAAUCUUGAAAUUUCUGAAGGGCUUGAAUGGAUCCGAACAUGGGCCCUCCAAGUGGCUGACUCUGAUACAGAUAGAGAGUGCUACACUAUGGCCGUGUCAUGUCUCCAACUACACUCUGAGAUGGCCCUCCAAGCUUCCCGAGCACUAGAGUCAGCAGAAAGUACAUUCAAGGCCAAGGGUAUUAACCUCUCAUCCAGUCUGUCCAAGGGAACAAUCAAAAUCCCCUACUCGAAUGUUGAAUAGAUUCUUGUACAGUCAAUGCAGAGGUUCUCAAUAAUUUAUGUAUCCAUUUUGCAGAUAUUGUAAAAUGAACAAGACCCUUUGGCUAUCAAUGAUGUAAGAUUUUCCCCCUCACACAAAGUAUCACAAAAAUGUAAUCCAACACUGCAAGGAUGUUACAAGCUUUCUUUAUUUCUUCUGGA
This is a messenger RNA of Theobroma cacao (cacao), 3268 nucleotides long. RefSeq names its product telomere length regulation TEL2 family protein. Lineage: Eukaryota; Viridiplantae; Streptophyta; Magnoliopsida; Malvales; Malvaceae. Gene Ontology annotation, biological process: 'de novo' cotranslational protein folding. Gene Ontology annotation, molecular function: Hsp90 protein binding; telomeric repeat DNA binding. The record is from RefSeq and is a predicted model, not a curated record. Gene Ontology annotation, cellular component: cytosol.